AACAAAUUUGUGUCUUCUCUUCUCUUCUCUUCUCUUCUCUCUCUACAGUUUGUGUGUGUGUGUGUGUGUGUGUAUUGUGUGGGUUGUUCGUCCCAAAAUGUCUCACGCAACACUUGAAGUUCUUCUCGUGAGCGCCAAAGCUCUCGAGAACAAUGAUUUUCUCUGUAACAUGGACCCUUAUGCCAUUAUCACCUGCCGGUCUCAGGAAAAGAAAAGCAGUGUUGCAUCAGGUAAAGGAUCUGACCCUAGAUGGAAUGAAACCUUUGUAUUCACACUCUCCGACAUGGAUGUUUCCGAACUCAGAAUCAAAAUAAUGGACAAGGACACUUUCACUGCAGAUGAUUUUGUUGGAGAAGCAAUCAUACCUCUGGAGUCAGUGUUCCAUCACGGGAAAGUGCAAGCAACUUCAUACAAAGUUGCCAAGGACAAGAAAUAUUGUGGAGAGAUUAAAGUUGCUCUCACUUUUACUCCUCAGAGAGAUCGGGGCGGAUACUCUGGGGGAGGACACUCUGGGGGAGGAUACUCGAGAGAGCAUGAGAACAACAUCGGUGGAUGGAGAGAAUCCUCUAGGGAUUAUUAAUCUUGAAUCUGUGAGGUAAACUUUACUGACUAAUAUGUGUUUGAUCUUGGGAUGAAUAAAAAGAAUAAUGGUAAAUAUUUGGAUAUUCCUUGUAUUCACUGUUGUAUAAUUCAAUAUUGUAUAUUAUUGAAGCUGUUGAAGUAAU
Molecule: messenger RNA, 725 nt
Organism: Cornus florida
Lineage: Eukaryota; Viridiplantae; Streptophyta; Magnoliopsida; Cornales; Cornaceae
Product: elicitor-responsive protein 3-like
Exons: 5
Coding region: 98-580 (160 amino acids)
Source: RefSeq, a predicted model, not a curated record